AUGACGGCUUCCUUAGAAUCAACUGUGGUAUUCCUUGAGAAGUUAGCCUCUGACCCCUCUAGUAUAACCCCAAGUAUUCUAUCAGAGGGUCACCUCCGAAAAAGACUCCUCCUAGCGAUUCAGAAAAUCGUCCCCGAAUUAGAAACACCCGAGGAAGCUUGCCAACGGAUUCUAUACAAUGCUCUUGAAACCCCCACAGCUCGGAUUGCUGUAGAUCUCAACAUCUUCAAUAUCCUCAAGCAAUCGCCUAGGCCCUUAACAACGGAAGAGCUUGCUGAGAAGUCGGGUAAAAAUCCAGAUAGGAAAUUAUUGGCUCGCAUCUUAAGAUAUCUAGCUUCUCUGAGCAUGAUCCGUGAAGUUGAUAUUGGACUUUGGGCUGCAAGCCAUUUUGGCAAUAACCUAUCAGGAACCGGACAGAGCGCAGGGGUCGCAUCUAUGGUUGACAACUGCUUUGUUUCUAUGGUCAAUCUUCCCGCCUUUCUCCGGCUUCACGCAUAUAACCCUCCCGAUGCAAAAAGCGAUACAGCUUUCGCGCUUGGGAAUAGGGUGAGCCCCGAGGAACCUACCUUCUUCGACUGGUUAAAGACCCGCCCGGAAAAUGGCAAGCAUUUCAACGUCUUUAUGGGUUCCCACCGGACAGGCGUGAGGACAUGGCUCGAUCGCCCAGAGGUCAUAAACGAAAUCACCGACGCGUUCAAGAAAGUAACCUCCCGGAAAGGAAUUAGUGAAGAGAAAGGGGUAUCCUUCGUGGAUAUCGGCGGCGGUAUUGGUCAUCAAUGCAAGGCUUUCAAGAAGCGAGUACCAGAUCUCAAAGGGACAAUCAUCUUAGAGGAUCUAGAAGAGGUGGUAGCCAACGCGGAACUUGAACCUGGUAUUGAAAAACUGGGUGUUAACUUCCUCGAGGGCCAGCCCGUGAAGGGUGCGGCAUCGUAUUAUCUCAGAAGUGUUUUACGAAACUGGCCUGACAGAUACUCUCGGUCGAUCCUCAGUUACGUCCGAGAUGCUAUGGAUCAAGACUCUCUACUGCUCAUUGACGAGAUUAUACUGCCAGAUCGCGGUGCUCACAGAUACGAGACACAAUUAGACUUGACGAUGCUCGCAAUGCUCAACGCCGAAGCGAGGACCGAGACACACUGGAAGCAACUGCUGGCUGAAGUGGGCAUGGAAGUCAAAGAUGUCGUGUUCUACGAAGAAGAAACCAGAGAAGGUAUCGUCAUCGCUAAGAAAGUAGCAAGCUGAAGUAAGCGUUCACGGAG
Daldinia vernicosa is the source of this 1256-nucleotide messenger RNA. Its product is annotated as S-adenosyl-L-methionine-dependent methyltransferase. The transcript has 6 exons. Gene Ontology annotation, molecular function: protein dimerization activity; O-methyltransferase activity. The record is from RefSeq and is a predicted model, not a curated record. The coding region runs from base 1 to 1239 and encodes 412 amino acids. Lineage: Eukaryota; Fungi; Ascomycota; Sordariomycetes; Xylariales; Hypoxylaceae.